AUGAAUCAGGUCCUUCUGCAGGACUUGACGUCUGAAGAUCAAAAGAGUAAUCCAACUACAGCCAAUCGCUCUCAGUGGAACAUAUAUACUCAGUUCACAAACCUCAUUCUUAGAUUAAGAUUUAAGAAACCUUCCUUUUGGAUUGUCCAGGGCAUAUGUAUUGCCAUAGCAUUACUUUCCCUCGCAGUAAAACCCAAAAACAAGCCCAUGGAUACCAGCAAAACUGAUGAUCUUACUAUUGAAUGGGAAUACGAGGCUUUUCUACCAAAUCCAGAUAUAACAUUAGUUCAAUAUAACACGCCCAUGGGAUUUUAUCCAUCCAAUAAAUAUACAAUUGAUAUAGCAAAUAAAGUCAACAGUUCAACUUACAAAAAGACAAAUAGUAUAACUGUAUUUGCUAAAGAGUCUGAUUACAAGGAAUUCCUUGAAACUAAUUUCAAAACUUUCAUCAAUUUCCAAAAUCCAUCUCCAAAUGUUUUCAACAUUACAGGUGGAGCCAUGCACAAUCUAACAUACCUUUUUUCUGAUGCUGUUGCGUCUGAAUUUCUUGGUUACGUACUUUAUAACGAGACAAAUUAUCAAUCUCAAAUUAAAUAUUCCAGAAUCACCGAUUCAACGAAAUUUACAACAGCCACAGAGUUCUACCAAGUUGCUGCGUUUAUUGUUAUUGCUGAUUUCCUUAUGUUCUUCCAUUCAUUUACAGAAUUCCUUGAAUUCAGAGAAAAGAAACAAUUUUUGUUACUUGAAAUAUCCGGAGCCAAAGAAUCAAUAUUAUACUUGGCAUGUUUCACUGUAGAUCUUUCUCUUUCUUUCUUGCAUUCACUAAUUCAAACAGAAAUCAUUAAUAUUUAUUCAAAGAAACCAAACUUUUUGUUUUUAUUUGUUAUGAUGUUUUUCUUGAAUCUUUAUCAAUAUUUCUUCUAUUUUAUUAUUGUUAUUUUGACAUAUAUUCAAAAAUAUUUCAAAUCAAUAAUUAUCAUUGUUGUAUUGAUUUCUUCUUUAUUCCCUUCACUUUUUGGAAUUCUCAAUGGCAUGGGAAAGGACUUAACAGUAUUAAUACAAAUCUACAGAUUCUUCCCUCAAGGAUCUCUAACAUUAUUCUUUGAUAAUCUCAUGUAUUGUUAUAUUUAUGGUCAUCAUCUUUCUUUUUCAAAUGCUGCUAUUAAUUAUCACUUCGUUCCUACAUCGCAAAUUGCUUUGAUAGCGCUAGGAAUGUUCUGUGCUGUAUUGUUUAUCUUGUGGUUCCUUGAUUUGAUGUAUCCAAGAUCAAGUGGAACUCCUCCAAUCGGAUUCAAAAACAUUUUCUUAUGGAGAUAUUGGAAGAAAGUUUUUCUUAAUUCAAAAACUGACGCUUCUUACAGAGAAGAAUGCCAUUUCAUCGAUGUACAAAAUAUCAAUAAGAUCUAUAGUGGAAAGGUCAAUGUUCAUGCAUUACAAGAUGUUUCUUUCUUCAUUGAUAAAGGUGAAAUCAUUAUUUUAAUCGGUCCAAACGGUUCUGGCAAAAGUACGUUAUUAAAUUCAAUGACAGGAAGUAUUGAUUGCAAUUCGGGAUCGUUGAAGUUAUAUGGUAAUGAGUGUGCAGCAGGAUUCAGUGAGAUGCAGCAGUGUUUAGGAAUUUGUUUCCAAGAAAACGUCUACUUUGACAGAUUGAAUGUCAGAGAACAUUUGAAUUUCUUUGGAUUGAUAAGAGGCAUGUCGAAGAACGCUUUGGAAGCAGAAGUUGAUAGAUGCAUUGAUCAUUUCGGAUUGUCCGCUUGUGAGGGCAAUAGAGCUGAAUCAUUGUCUGGCGGACAAAAGAGAAAACUUUGCAUCGCAUUGGCUUUCAUUGGAAGUCCUCAAUUUGUUAUUUUGGAUGAACCAACAGCUGGUAUCGAUGUCACAACGAGACAGACAAUUUGGAAGGCUAUCUCUGGAUAUGGAAUUACUUCUUUGGUUAGUUCUCACUCUUUGGAAGAAGCUGAAUCUAUUUCAAGCAGAUUGUUCGUCAUGAGAAAUGGUCAAAUGAUUUUCGAUGGACCAUCAAAUGAAUUGAGAAGAAAAUACCACUGCGGUUACAGAUUGCAGCCAAUGUAUAUCUCUGAUAUCAAUAAAGCACAGGCAAACCAGAACUUGUUGGAGUUCUGCAAGCAAAGUAUUCCUGACUCUGUUUUGGAUGAUCAACACGAAGACAGCAUCUUGAUGCCUGCCUGCAAAGAUGUCGUCCAGUUACUUGAUAACUUGGAAAAGAGAAAAAAACAGUUCCAAAUGAACGAUUUCAACAUCAUCGUAGAACAACUCGAAAAUGUUCUUUACAGAAUGUACGUCGAUGAUGAAAACGCCGCGCUUGUUUAA
Trichomonas vaginalis G3 is the source of this 2331-nucleotide messenger RNA. RefSeq names its product ATPase activity, coupled to transmembrane movement of substances. The record is from RefSeq and is a predicted model, not a curated record. Bases 1 to 2331 code for a protein of 776 amino acids. Gene Ontology annotation, biological process: transmembrane transport; lipid transport. NCBI's taxonomy places the organism in Eukaryota, Parabasalia, Trichomonadida, Trichomonadidae. The transcript has a single exon. Gene Ontology annotation, cellular component: intracellular membrane-bounded organelle; membrane. Gene Ontology annotation, molecular function: ATP binding; ATP hydrolysis activity; ABC-type transporter activity.